This is a messenger RNA of Daldinia vernicosa, 1662 nucleotides long. Its product is annotated as serine hydrolase-domain-containing protein. Gene Ontology annotation, cellular component: cytoplasm; nucleus. Bases 464 to 1444 code for a protein of 326 amino acids. The record is from RefSeq and is a predicted model, not a curated record. The transcript is spliced from 2 exons. Lineage: Eukaryota; Fungi; Ascomycota; Sordariomycetes; Xylariales; Hypoxylaceae.
CACCACAUAUCCUGCAUCUUGAUAUACAUCAAUCUCUCCUGAAGGGUGUAGGCUAACAAGGGUGCAAGCAUAGGUUAUUAUAGACGGCCACCAUAGAUGCUGUCAACAAGACACCCACAUGGCGAUCGUCACUUUAUGUGAGUUUACGAGUGGUCCCCACGAGCGGCGAGACAGUAUUGGAAAUUGGUCGUCCGACGGUGGUGGUCUUAAGAAUAUUACUGGGUACAAUUCUCGCUCAAGCCAUGAUAUAUAUCAUCAACAGGCGUACGCCAUCCGGACCUACGAAAGGCGUAACUCACUUCCCUAUCGAUAACCUAGUAGAAGAACAGCUAAGACGCGCGUCCCUUCCAGCUGAACACGUCGUCGACGGUACUUUGGUAAAUUUCGUUGGACGAAUUAGGCUGAUAAGAAGCUCGGGUGAGGAGAAAACGAAGAUACGAAUUCUCUUACACUCUUCGUCACUAUGAAAUUCCUCUGCCUGCCCGGCGCGUACGGCAGCGCCAAGAACUUUGGCGUCCAGCUCGGGCCCUUCGCCAAGCACAUGGAGGACCGGGGCCUAGCGACCUUCGCCUUCACGCAGGGCGCGCACGAGGUAGAGCCGCCGCUAGGCUGGGAGAACUACUUCGGGUCGCGCCCGCUAUACCGGUUCGUCGAGGCGGCGGCCGGCGCGGGCGACGCCUUCGAAGUCGUGCGCCGCGUCCGCCAUAUCCCGCGCGGCCUGAGCCCCGAAGCGACCCUUCGGCUGUUCAAGCCGCCGCGCCCCGUCGCGUACGACUGGCGCGCCUUUCGCGAGGCUCUGGACGGGCUGUUCGAGACCAUCGAGGCGAAUGGGGAGAUCGACGGGCUGAUUGGGUACUCGGAGGGCGCGAUGAUGGCGGCGUCGAUCUGUGCCGAGGAGAAUAGGCGGUGGGAGGAGAGGGGGGUGCCUAGGCGUAUUAAGUUCGCCAUAUUCUUCGCCGGCACGCCUCCCCUAGUCGCCCAAGGCGACGGCUUCGUAGCCCGCCUGGCAGACGAGUACGGGACGUCCAUCUCGAUCCCGACGUUCCACGUGUUCGGGUCCAACGACCCGCUGGUAUACUCGUCCGUCGCGCUGUACAACGCGUGCGAGCCGGACGCGGCGCAGCUGUACGACCACGGCCUGGGCCACCUCGUGCCGCGCGACGCCGACAACGUCGAGCAGCUGGGCGACGUGCUUGCCGACGUCAUCACUCGGAUCAACAAGGAGACCGAGAAAGAGAAGCUUUCUGCUGCUUCUGCCGCCGCCGCCGAAGCCGAGUCCGUGUCUGCGUCCGACACCGAGCCCCCCUCCGCCGACGAGUAUGCCGACGAGUCCUCUGCUACUACACCCUCGUCUGCUGCGUCUAGCGAUGAGUCGUCGGAUCUGGAUUCGCGCUCUAGUAACGGCGUUGGGGUUGGGUCUGAGGGUAUUGCUGUUACGGUUUAAAAUGGACUUAACUACUACUUAGGAAAUCUUCAGGGGAAAACGGGGAGUUAAGUUAAGGGGAAGGAAUGACAUAAGAAGAGCAACUCGCCGCGUUCUUACGUACUAUUUUCCCUAAACUCGAAUCUGGCAAUGAAUGCACUUGAUUUCGUGGUCUUUGGAAUUUACCUACAUAGUAUACACCCUCGCGUUUUAGAAAUUUGUUAGUUUUAAGAUUACCC